UUUGUGCUCUGCGAUAUGAGGUGCUGGGAAGUGAGAUGAAGAACAUGGGACAAGUUAGCAGCGAAAAUGUGAAGAUGACGGAAACGCAAAGGCACAUAAAAUUUUUCGAAGAUCUAAAAACGUCCAUCAACGCUCAUCUACUUUUAAGGGAAUUGGUAAACGAUGUGGAGUUGUUCUUCUCAGACUUAUUUUUCAUACAAUUUGGCACCAGUGGUCUAAGUAUAUGCGGAUCGAUUUAUUGUCUGGCAUUUGAUGUUGGUGACAAUCUAUUGGAACGUUUUGUCCACCUUUUCGUUGCUUUUUACUUCAUUUCCCAAUUAUUUAUGAUCACGUACUUUGGCAAUGAGAUUAUGCUAUCGAGCAAUCGGCUCUCUUACUGCUUAUACGAAUCGGACUGGUACAACCAGCCACAGUCAACCAAAAAGUGCAUCAUCAUUUUUGGUGAAUAUUUACAGCAACCACAAACGCUGGUGAUUGGAAAACUGUACCCACUAACUUUGGAGACAUUUACAAGGAUUUUGAAUUCAGCCUACAGCAUGUUCAAUAUUUUAAAAAGUUUUCAGUAAAUGAAAUUGUUAAUUAAAAGCUAAGCACUUAGUAGUGCUCAGCAUCAAUAUUAGCUAAGAAUUAGCCUAUCA
Messenger RNA from Bradysia coprophila, 638 nucleotides. Its product is annotated as putative odorant receptor 71a. Gene Ontology annotation, cellular component: plasma membrane. Gene Ontology annotation, biological process: sensory perception of smell; detection of chemical stimulus involved in sensory perception of smell. Gene Ontology annotation, molecular function: odorant binding; olfactory receptor activity. NCBI's taxonomy places the organism in Eukaryota, Metazoa, Arthropoda, Insecta, Diptera, Sciaridae. The record is from RefSeq and is a predicted model, not a curated record.